UUGGAGAAGUCUCACUGUUUUCUUCUUGCAGUCCAGAGAGCACGGCCGCUCGUGGCAAGGCAGGGGAGGUAAAACGAAACCGAGGACAGUGUAAAGGCGGGAGGAGGUAGACAAGCCUGAUUAAUUAGUCAAAUAAAGCCUCGGUAACCAAACACUAGACUCGGGGUCAAGGCUGAAGACAUCACUGUACCUGUACAAAAGGCUAGGACGGUGCUGGUUUGCCCGCACAAGAAACCGCACGAGGAAACCAGGCUCCAGAACGUUGAAGGAAAGGAGUGUUUAGCGUGCAUUUCCCGAACACACGGAGGAAACUGACUGCGAAUGUUGCCAAGACAGAAGCAGGCUACGCAGUUUCUCCUGGAGAAAUAGCCGGCCCACCUUCGUUUCUCUGAAGCGUCGCGGAAUCGUCACACGCACACGCCGGGCGAUGCGGCAUGUAGGCUGCAAGUGUUGGAAAUUCGUAAGUUGGGGAAAACCGCUGUCUAGUUAGACUGGAAAAAUGUAAACAGACGGGUUGGAUUCCAAACUGCGUACACGUCCCCCCCUCCCGGGAUAUUCGCGAUGGAGCGGGUCGAGCCGAACCUGGAGACAUUGGAGCCCCCUAUUCACAGCGCCCAUGGUCCGAACCGGAUCAGACCCUCGUCCUACCGGGCGCUACGCAGUGCCGUGUCCAGUCUGGCCCGCAUCGACGACUUCAUAUGCGAGAAAAUUGGUUCAGGGUUCUUCUCAGAAGUGUUCAAGGUGCAGCACAGGAGCACGGGGCAGGUGAUGGCCCUGAAGAUGAACAUCAUGGCCAGCAACAGAGCCAACAUGCUGAGGGAGGUGCAGCUGAUGAACCGUCUCAGGCAUCCCAACAUCCUCAGGUUCGUUGGAGUGUGUGUUCACGAGGGGCAGCUCCACGCGCUGACAGAGUACAUCAACGGGGGGAACCUGGAGCAGCUGCUGGCCAGUGAGGACUACCUGUCCUGGGCCUCCAGGGAAGCCCUGGCCCUGGACAUCUCCAGGGGCCUCCAAUACCUCCACAGCAAGGGCAUCUUCCACAGGGACCUCACCUCCAAGAACUGCCUGGUGCGCUGGGAGGGCGGUGCGUGGUCGGCCGUGGUGGGGGACUUUGGUCUGGCAGAGAAGAUCCCAGAGUACAGUGAGGGGACCAAUCAGGAGCCUCUGGCUGUUGUGGGCUCUCCCUACUGGAUGGCCCCGGAAAUGCUGAGAGGAGAGCUGUACAAUGAGAAGGUGGAUGUGUUUUCAUAUGGCAUCGUCCUGUGUGAGGUCAUCGCCAGGAUACAGGCUGACCCUGAUGUCCUCCCUCGCACAGAGGACUUUGGUCUGGACGUGGAGGCCUUCCAGCACAUGGUGGGAGACUGUCCGUCAUCCUUCCUGGACCUGGCCGUCACCUGCUGCAAUAUGAGUGCGGGCCGCCGCCCGCCAUUCUCAGAGAUCGUGGCAGAGCUGGAGCAGAGAGAGACAGAGACUCAGAAAGACCAACCAGCAAUGAAGGUGUCUGUGUCUCCUGAGCUUGACUUGGCGAGGAGGCGGUCCCUCCGCGCCCCCUCCUCUGACCCACGGCUCUCCCGCAGCAAAUCAGACAUGCUGCCCCCGGCCACGCCCCCGACGCUGGCCCUGCCCGCCCGCGUCAACCCCUUCUCCCAGAGGGAGGACCUGAAGGGGGGCAAGAUCAAGCUGUUUGACACGCCCAGCAAGUCCGUCAUCUCCCUCACCUUCACCCUCCCCCAGCCCCCCAGCCCGGACAGCUGCCACCCCACAGACCCCCGCGGGGACGGGGGGGCGGCCCCCCGUGGACGCCACCGGCGCUGCCAUUCGCUGCCAUGCACCCCCCCUCCGGACAUCGCCACCCCCCAAGAGUUCACCCUGCCCCCUGGAGACGUCCCCGAGGGUGAGGAGAGGGAUGGGUGGAGGGCGGAGGAUGGAGAGAACGAGGAGCUUAGUCUGGGAGGCUUGGAGGAGGAAGAGGAGGAGGGGAAGAGAGAGAGAGUGAACCUCCCAGCCGAAGAAUCAGGUCUUCCCCUCGACCUCGAGCUGCUGUCCCUGGAACAAACGGAGGAGGAAGAGGAGGAGGAGAACGCAGUGGAGCCGAUGGACUGCACCAGCUCUCCGGACAAACUGGACGGCCCUCUCUCUCUUUCCUCUCCCUCGCCCUGCUCCUCCCCCUCCCCCUCCCUCUACACCAACGGCUGGGCCAUCAGUCCCGUCUCCAACGCCCCCCCCUCGCUGCCCCCGCUCCCCAUCCUGGACAACAACAACACCACGGUGGUGAUGAGCCGCCCCCUGGCCUGGGGGGCGCCCAGCAACAACGGGUACCGCUCCCCGUCCGAGGGGGGGGACCCCCCCGGGGCCCCCUCGCCCUUCGGCUCCAGCUCCGGCCACUCCCUGGACCAGCAGGACGAGGUCAUUUCCUGUCCGGGCUGCUGCCUGGCGGGCUUUCGCUUCCCCUCGGUGUGUCUGCGCGCCCCCCCGCGACGGAACCCCUACAAGAACUUGAACGGGGACACGGCAUCUGCCAGGGACCUUCUCUACAAGGGGGGGCCAAAGGGGGGGCUCUCGCCCUCCUCCCCGGAGGCGAGCCGGGUGCUGCCUGGGGCACAGACAUAGGCGGCUGAGUGUUGGUAGUCUGGGCCUGCCUGCUCCGCCCGGCACGGCCCUGGUGGGCUGGGACACAUUCCACUCUCCUACCAGUUGUGUUGAUGCUGCUGCCCUCUGCUGGACUGAGGUUGUAAAGUCAGCUUUUGAACGGAGCUGAAUGAAGCUUAACUGAACCGUCUCGUUAACCCAACCAGGAUCCUUUGGUUCUGUCUAACCAAUAAGAAGCAGUGAUGCUGCUUGUCCCUCAGCAUGAAACACUCCCAUUGGUCCAGGUUGUUGGGUGUGACGUACUGUGACUGUAUGAAUGUUCCUGCCAUUAUCCUUGGACGAUGCCUCCCCCAAACCUAGCGGCUGUAUGUACUCUAACUGGCUGAUGAUGAUGAUGAUGAUGCUCAAAUGAGGAAUGUUGUUAUGACGAGUAUUAUUCUAAUGUUAUGAUUUGGAUGUUGUAGUCAUCGGGAUGGGCAGUUUGCCUUGUUAAGCUCAAGAGCUGCACAGUGUACCUGUGUGUGUGCAUGCGUGCAUGUAUGUGGGUCUGCAAUGAAUCGUGUGUGUGUGUGAGCGUGUGUGCUGGCUGCUUCUUUUCCCUGAUAAAGCACUUAAACCGUGUUAUUAUUACAGAUAUUGUUAUUAUUUUUUCCCGUUCCGAGACCAAGCUACAAACAGAGCUGUACAGAUUCCUAUUAUUUAAAAAUGCUGUUGAAUAAAAACAUAG
Molecule: messenger RNA, 3316 nt
Organism: Osmerus eperlanus (European smelt)
Lineage: Eukaryota; Metazoa; Chordata; Actinopteri; Osmeriformes; Osmeridae
Gene: tesk1b
Product: testis associated actin remodelling kinase 1b
Exons: 12
Coding region: 562-2610 (682 amino acids)
Biological process (GO): protein phosphorylation; positive regulation of stress fiber assembly; actin cytoskeleton organization
Cellular component (GO): nucleus; cytoplasm
Molecular function (GO): ATP binding; protein serine/threonine kinase activity
Source: RefSeq, a predicted model, not a curated record